Molecule: messenger RNA, 426 nt
Organism: Aphanomyces astaci
Lineage: Eukaryota; Oomycota; Saprolegniomycetes; Saprolegniales; Verrucalvaceae
Exons: 1
Coding region: 1-426 (141 amino acids)
Source: RefSeq, a predicted model, not a curated record
AUGUCAACUCCUCAGAAACGUCGGCAGUUCACCGAGCGCCAAGACAUCUUAUUUCUGACCCAAAUCAGGGUGGAGAUGCCAUUCCUCGCCCGUCGUGGAAAAAUUAUGGAUGUCUGGGACUCCGUUGCACGGAAUCUGGCUACCGUGGGUGGCUUUGACCGUCCCCAGUUCGAUGGCAAGAAGGCACAAGCCCGAUUUGCCAUAUUGUUGCGUGAUCAUCGUGAAGACAACAGAGCUUCAAUGCGGGCAUCAUGCGUUUCCGAAGACGUCACGGAGAAGGCCAUCAUGCUGGACGACAUCGCAACCCAAGUGGAUGAGGCCAAGAACGAAGAAAUGCGUCGUGCAAGCACCGAAGACAGCACAGCAGCACGGUCCGAAGGAGCCGAUGCUCUUGUUCGUGACGAAGCCAUGGAAUCUCAAGGUUAA